AUAAUUUCUUUAAAAAAUGAACCUAUGAAGGAGACGGAACCAAUAGGCGGAUAUUGUAUUUUGGUAGAAUCCAUCGGGCCCAAGGCUCGGGAAUUUUUAGUGCAUGUGCAAUCUUCGAUGUCUAUUGAUGGUCAUUUCGGUGGGUCAAAAAUUAUUAGUUCGGCAACGUCAAAAUUCCACUGCCUAGAAGAAAAAAGGACAGAAUUUGUAUACGAAGAUGGACUGCAUGAAAAAACAAUUUUUAUAGGCAUUGAAGAGAACUGUUACUCUGUAAAAUUGACACGCACUUGUCUGUGUGAUAAAUCUACUGAAACUAAAGAUUUAUCCUUUUGCACUAACAGCAAUCUAAUAAGUGAAGGAGUAAAUAUAUUACUUAUGCGAUACUUGGCGCUUAUAAAUUAUGAGGGAACAUUAACUUUUAAAAGCAUUUCCAUUGAUGGAGAUCUUGCUGAAUCCAACUAUAUAUGUAUUCCUGCUGAACGUAUGGAAUUAGAUGGACAUUAUUUAGAUGUUUAUACGAUCGAACGUAAAAUAUGCAAAGAAGAUGGAACUAUUCAUAGUAUAAGAACUUAUUUAACUCCGAAAGCUAGAAUACUCCGACAUAAUUGGUUGGAUGUGCCAUAUGUAUUAAAAAUUAAUCCAUUAACUGAUCCAGAUGUCCGAAGUAAAACAAUAAGAAUGGAAACGCCUCUCAGAGAAUGCUGGAUAGAAGAUAUUGAAAUGUUUUCUAAAUAUUUAGAUAUGAAAUUUUCCAAAAUUGCUGAACAAACAGAAUAUCUAGCUGACCACCCAGAAGUAAAGCAAUUGAUCGCAGAUUACGUUCAAACACUAUUAGUUGUAAAACCUGAAAACGUGAUAGACUUUACAAUACAACAUUUUAAAGCGUUUGCAAAGAAUCCAAUGACCUGGGAGACCAGUACAUUGAAAGAAGAUUAUGAUAGUAGUGUAACAUCACAGCUAGCAGAAAAAAAGUUGGAUACAUUUUGCGGUAUCUGUGGAUUUUAUAUAGAUUAUACCACAUUGAAGAAAUUUUCUUCCACAUCUUUUACAGGGGAAUGUCAUGAGAUGAAGGCAAAUACUUUGAAUUAUAUAACGAAGACAAGCUCAUUAUUAAAAUAAACAAUUAAUUUCAGAGUUCUGACGACUUUACAAAAUCUAUCUGCUCGGAAGAUUCAAAUAAUACUGUACCUGAUAAUCAAGAAAAAUUUGAUGUAUCUACUCCAAUAAAUUCUAUGCCUGAUAUCUUACC
Molecule: messenger RNA, 1249 nt
Organism: Bombus impatiens (common eastern bumble bee)
Lineage: Eukaryota; Metazoa; Arthropoda; Insecta; Hymenoptera; Apidae
Product: ciliogenesis-associated TTC17-interacting protein-like
Exons: 5
Coding region: 25-1119 (364 amino acids)
Source: RefSeq, a predicted model, not a curated record